AUGUUUAGAAAGCCUUUAAACCAAGUUCGCUUUCUGUCAAAAAUGGGUAAAAGAAAUACUAGAUCUAGAGCUCGCGUCUCAGGUAACUGGGAAUCUGCAAUCAAAGAAAAUGCAAAAUGGCAAGCUUAUUACACUGGCCAACCAAACCUAUUCUCAAACGAACAAGACUUUGAAGACUUUAAAAAGGCUUGCCAACAACCUCUCCCAUUAACCUUCCGCAUUACCUCAUCUGCAUCUGCUUGCAAAGAAGUCCAGCAACUCAUUGAAAACGAUUACGUCAAACAUACACAAAACAUUGUCUUCAAUGGUGAAAAUAUCCCUCCACCUAAACAUCUCCCCUUUUAUAAUAUCCCAGGACUCGCAUGGCAAGUCGAUGUCGGUAAACAAGUCAUUCGUAGAUCAAAGGAAUUCACUCGUCUUCAACGAUUCCUUGUAGUCGAAACUGAUGCUGGAAACAUUUACCGUCAAGAAGCUGUCUCCAUGAUCCCCCCCCUCUUCCUAGAUGUCCAACCUGAUAAUGCUGUCAUUGAUCUUUGUGCUGCUCCAGGUUCUAAAACUGGCCAACUUAUUGAGGCCCUCCACAGAGAUGGCCCCUCCUCUGUCCCCUCAGGCUUUGUUCUUGCAAAUGAUUCAGACUAUAAGCGUGCCCAUAUGCUUAUCCAUCAAAUCAAGCGACUCAACUCUCCUAAUCUUCUCGUCACAAACCAUGACGCUCAAAUGUUCCCUAAAAUGAAAACCGCUUCUGGUGAUGUUCUCAAGUUUGACCGUGUACUUUGUGAUGUCCCCUGUUCAGGUGAUGCAACAAUGCGCAAAAACAUUAACGUUUGGACUGACUGGACCAUUGGUAAUGGCAAUGGUCUCCAUGCAACCCAAAUCAACAUUCUUCUCCGUGGUAUCCAACUUCUUAAACCAGGUGGCCGUCUUGUUUACUCAACAUGCUCUCUUAACCCCAUUGAAAAUGAAGCUGUGGUUGCAGAAGCUCUCCGUCGUUGUGGAUCAGCCCUUGCUCUCGUCGAUGUUUCCCAAAACCUUCCUGAGCUUAUUCGUAGACCUGGUGUUUCUACUUGGCGUGUUCAAAACAAGGCUGGUCAAUGGGUUGACCCUCCUUCUCCAGCCUCUGCUUCUGAUGAAAAUGCAAACUCUGAUGAAGCUAAAACCCCAGCCAUUCCUACUUCUAAAAACCUUCUCCCCUCUCUCUUCCCUCCCUCGGAAACUGAAGCUAAGGAGUUUGGUCUUGACAAGUGUGUCCGUGUUUACCCUCACCUCCAAAACACUGGCGGUUUCUUCAUUGCUGUUUUUGAGAAAAAAGAUACCAAAAAGAGAUCUGCUGAGGAAGAGACCCAAGAUGUGAAGAAGGUCAAGGCUGAAGAAACUUCAGAACCUGCUGAGGAAACUUCAAAGCCUGCUGAAGAAACCUCAAAGCCUGCUGAGGAAGCUCCAAAGCCUGCCGAAGAAGCUGAAAAGCCUGCUGAAAAACCAGUUGAAAAACCAGUUGAAAAGCCUGCUCCUACCACCACCAAGGAAAAAGUCCCUGUUUCUUCCCAAACUGAUGAAGAAGUCUUCCGCUUUAUCCCCUCCAAUAAUGAACUUCUUGAAAGCAUUUGGAACUUUUACAAGUUCAACACCGAAACUUUCCCGGGUGGCCGCGAUACCCUACUUGUCCGUAACAAUACUGGUAUCCCCUCUCGUGCCAUCUACUACGUGUCCCCCAGCAUCAAACCCUUGCUUGAGCUUAAUGAGCAAAAAGUCAAGUUUGUUCACGCUGGUCUCCGAAUGUUUUCCAAACAAAGAUCCCCAGGAAGCCCCUGUCCAUGGCGUGUCCAUGCCGAAGCAAUUUCCAUUGUGGCCCCACAUGUUGCCCGUGAUGGAUCUGGCCGGUUCUACGUGGCCAAGGAUAUCAACACCUUGAGACUACUUGUGACAAAUGAGUUCCCUAAUUUUGCUGCUGUCAAGGAGGUCGAUGAGGGACUUGCUGAAUUUGUCCAAAACUUGCCUGAAGGUACUUUUAUCUUGGAAGUGCCACGAAUUGGCCAAACUAGCACUAUUGUGUCACAGGCCGUUUUGGACCAGCCGUUGUUGUACCCAGUGUGGCGUGGCAAGUCAUCAGUUAACUUGAUGCUGGCUAAACAGGAUUUGGCAGAGCUUGUACACCGUGUCUUUGGUGAGGAGAAUAUCAAGACUCGUCAGACUAAUAAUAACGGUGCCGGGGUGAAGAGAGAAAAGAGUGAAGAUGACGAGGAACCAAAGGUUCAGGAGGUUGAAGAGAGUAUUGAAGAAAAGACUGAAGAAAAGUCUGAAGAAAAGACUGAAGAAAAGACUGAAGAAAAGACUGAAGAAAAGACUGAAGAAAAGACUGAAGAAAAGACUGAAGAAAAGACUGAAGAAAAGACUGAGGAAAAGGUCGAGGAACAGAAUUAA
Molecule: messenger RNA, 2418 nt
Organism: Magnusiomyces paraingens
Lineage: Eukaryota; Fungi; Ascomycota; Dipodascomycetes; Dipodascales; Dipodascaceae
Exons: 2
Coding region: 1-2418 (805 amino acids)
Biological process (GO): tRNA methylation
Cellular component (GO): cytoplasm; nucleus
Molecular function (GO): tRNA (cytidine-N5)-methyltransferase activity; tRNA binding
Source: RefSeq, a predicted model, not a curated record